Messenger RNA from Mauremys mutica (yellowpond turtle), 1912 nucleotides. RefSeq names its product gap junction protein beta 1 (gene GJB1). The transcript is spliced from 2 exons. Gene Ontology annotation, cellular component: connexin complex. The record is from RefSeq and is a predicted model, not a curated record. Bases 588 to 1427 code for a protein of 279 amino acids. NCBI's taxonomy places the organism in Eukaryota, Metazoa, Chordata, Testudines, Geoemydidae. Gene Ontology annotation, biological process: cell communication.
AAGCUGGGAGGGCCUGGGCCGAGGCACCGAGGGCUGGGCGAUGUUUGGCCGCGCGGACCCCACCAGCCGUUGUCCUGGGGAGACAGGAGAGGCUCACGGGCUAGGGGGCCCUGCAGGGAAACUUGGGCUGCUGCAGCCCCCAGCUGGAGUCGGGUCCAGGCCCUGUCAUGCCCUCCUGCAGGUGGGCCUGGCACUGCCAGCUCUGGGCUCUCCCCUGCCCUAGGAGUCCAAGCUCAGCAGUUAGUUCUGGUGCAGCUGCCCUCGCGGGGGGCCCGUGGCUAAUGGGCCCAGAGAAGGGCUGUGGCAGGCAGUGGGUGUGGGCCUGUCUGCCUGGCCCAGAGUGGGGAUCCUGCAGAAAGGCAGGGCUGGCAGCCAAGGGGCACAGCUGGACACACCUGAGGCUGUUUACCUGGAGAGUGAGCAAGGCUGGAUGGCAUCAGCCCCACUCCCUGGCUGAUUCCGAGGGCUGGCCUGGGCGGCAGGGGAGGGCCAGUAUAAAGGUCCCAGCGCUGCUGAAGCACGGCACUUGCCAGAGGAUAAUUGCACAGUGCCCUACCUGUUCCUCGGUGCCAGCGGCGUGAGGCACGAUGAAUUGGGCAGGCCUCUACACAGUGGUGAGCGGCGUGAACCGCCAUUCCACUGCCAUCGGCCGCAUCUGGCUUUCUGUCAUCUUCAUCUUCAGGAUCAUGGUGCUGGUGGUAGCAGCUGAGAGUGUCUGGGGGGACGAGAAAUCUGCCUUCACUUGCAACACACAGCAGCCAGGCUGCAACAGCGUCUGCUACGACCACUUCUUCCCCAUCUCCCACGUGCGCCUGUGGGCCCUGCAGCUGAUCCUGGUCACCACACCCGCCCUGCUAGUGGCCAUGCACGUGGCCUACCAGCAGCACCAGGAGAAGAAGCUGCUGGUGCUGACGGGACACGGCGACCCCAAGCACCUGGAGGAGGUGAAGAAGCACAAGAUGCGCAUCUCGGGCUCUCUGUGGUGGACGUACAUCUGCAGCGUGAUAUUCCGACUCCUCUUCGAGGCCGUCUUCAUGUACAUCUUCUAUAUGAUCUACCCUGGUUACCAGAUGAUCCGGCUGGUCAAGUGUGAGGCCUACCCAUGCCCCAACACCGUCGACUGCUUCAUCUCCCGGCCCACCGAGAAGACCAUCUUCACUGUCUUCAUGCUGGCCACCUCGGGCAUCUGCAUCAUCCUCAACAUGGCUGAACUGGUGUACCUGGUGGUGCGGGCCUGUUCCCGCCGGGCCCAGCGGGACUCCAACCCCCCGUCGGGGAAGAGCUCCUUAUACGGCCACAAGCUCUCCACCGAGUACAAGCAGAACGAGAUCAACCAGCUGCUGACAGAGCAGGACGGCUCCCUCAAGGACAUGCUGCGCCGCAACCCUGGGCUACAGGAGAAGAGCGAUCGCUGCUCCGCCUGCUAGAGGCACCAGCCCCACUGGGUGGGGGCUCUGCCACGGCACACAAGGCCCUUACCCCUCCACCGGGAGCCAUGGAGGGCAGGCUCUGGAGGGAGACGAAGAGUAUUGAACGGAGCCUGUUGGUACACUCAUGACUGCCUGAGCUCCGGCCCUAGGACACUGCCAGCUUGUGCACAGGUGUCGUGCCGAGCCCUUCACCCCGCACUGCCAUGGGCCCACGGCCAUGCACAAGCCCAGUCAUUUUCACACCCUGAAACCCGUUAGAAAGGCUGGGGCGGCUGCAGAGCUCUCGAUAUUUGCCUUAAUUCACUGAGUGAUGUCCCCCAAGCCCCACCAGUGCCCCCAACAGAGGCCCUGUCUCCUGCAGGGAAAGGAGCCAUCCCCACUGGGGGGCCCAGCCCCCAGGGGCUGCUGAGACAGAGGACACCAGGUGCGGCCUGGCAAUUGGAGUGUCAGAAAUGUCGGCCAUUAAAGCUGAGUUUUCAGGA